Paramecium tetraurelia is the source of this 1506-nucleotide messenger RNA. RefSeq lists its product as uncharacterized. NCBI's taxonomy places the organism in Eukaryota, Ciliophora, Oligohymenophorea, Peniculida, Parameciidae. The record is from RefSeq and is a predicted model, not a curated record. The transcript has 8 exons.
AUGAAAUAAUUUUAUUUAUAGGAUGGAGAAAUAUUAAAAAAAGAGAAAAAGACUGACAAAAUUGAAAUAAACAAGAAUAUCGAAAUGAUCAAAUAUGCUAAAUGGGAUGGAGAACUGAACAAUCAAAAUAUGAAAUGUGGAAAUUGGUAGGCUUUUUGGAAAGGUAAAAAGUUGGGUAUUGGAGGAUAUUAUGAUUAAUGUAAUUUAAAAACAGGGAAAUGGGUUGAGUUUUUCAAUUAAUAUUGGGAGUAAAUUACUCUUUCUAUUUUAUAAGUCGGUGUUAAGUUAUUCUCAUAGGAGAAUACAAAAAUGGAAAGAAAUUCGGUAUUUGGGAAACAUAGUAUCGACACCAACAAAGGGAAUUAUUUUAAAUAAUGUUUAUGCACUUAUGACAAAGAUGGAUUAUAAUAAGGAAGGUCAUUUGAAGUGUCUGAACAAUUUUGGGAUCUUUGUUAAGUUUUUGAAUUUGGAGUAUAUAGAGAUGGUAAGAAGGUUGGGAGAUGGGAAAUUUAAAGCAAAUAAUCGAUUAUACUGGGUGGAGGAAAUUAUAAUUAAAAAGGUUUGAAAGAUGGAAGAUGGGUGGAGUUAGAAUCAAAUUUUUGGAAGUAUUUUCAAUUAAGAGUUAUUAGAUAAAAUUAAGUAAUUUAGAUUGGAGACUAUUAAAAUGGAAUUAAGAUUGGUUUUUGGAAGAUUUAGUUCAAAAUGACUGAACUAUUUGAUUAUCAAGAUAUGUAUAAAAACUUCUUAAAAUAUAAUAGAGGUGGAGGUUCAUACUUAAAUGAUAAAAAGAUAGGAAGAUGGAAGGAAAUACAUGAUAAUUUUCAUAAUUAAUGUUAAGUAAUCUAUGCUGGAGAAUAUUUUAAUGGAGUAAAAAUUGGAUAAUGGAAUACAUUGUAUAAAGGAAUCAGAUAAGAUGAAUAUAUAAAUAUGUAUUAUAUAAUGAUCACCAUCUUAAUAGAGGAGGAGGCCAAUAUUUUAAUGGAAAAAAAAUAAAAUAAUGGGUAGAUCUACAUACUAAUUUCCAAAAGUAUUGUAGCUUUAUCCUAUUUAAGUUAAUGUUAGGUUUUUCAGACUGGUGUAUAUGAAGAGGGUUUAAAAUAAGGAUAGUGGAAAAUCCUUUUUAGAAUAAAUAAUUAAGAGAAUCAUUAAAAUAUGUAAAUAAUAAAUCAAAAUUAAAGAGGAACAGGAUAUUAUGAAAAUGGUUUGUAAAUAGGAAAGUCUUGUGAGUUGCAUUAAAUAUAUUUUAAUAAUUAUUAAUUUGUUUGGACUGGUGAAUAUACAAAAGGAAAUAAGAAUGGUUGGUGGGAUAUAAUUUGGAGAAACAAAUCUAAUGAUAAUUAAGAAAAGAUUAUUGGGGGUGGUACUUAUGUAAAAGGAUUAAAAAAUGGAUUAUGGACAGACUUGGUUGAAAACUUUUCUAGUUAGUCAUGGCAGGAGAAAGUCCUAGUCGGUGAAUAUGUUAACGGGGAAAAACCAGGUGGUUUUAAAAUUUAAUAAAUAAUAUGA